Messenger RNA from Hyla sarda, 3608 nucleotides. It is a transcript of the gene ZNF281, whose product is annotated as zinc finger protein 281. The transcript has 6 exons. Gene Ontology annotation, cellular component: nucleus. The coding region runs from base 418 to 2856 and encodes 812 amino acids. Gene Ontology annotation, biological process: regulation of transcription by RNA polymerase II. Gene Ontology annotation, molecular function: DNA-binding transcription factor activity, RNA polymerase II-specific; RNA polymerase II cis-regulatory region sequence-specific DNA binding. Lineage: Eukaryota; Metazoa; Chordata; Amphibia; Anura; Hylidae. The record is from RefSeq and is a predicted model, not a curated record.
CGCCUGCGCAUUGGACGCCCGAACGAACCACGGGGACGUGCGCAGCGGGCGUCCAAAGCGCAUGCGCGCUGAGCGGCACUCUGGGCCCUGCGCAAAACGCCGCGAGAUGCUUACUGACUCCCCGCGCGUGCGCAGUACGACUCUCCAACCGCUUCUAUUGUGGAGCUUUCGGGCGUCGUGUUUCUUCAGUAGGCCGGCGGUCAAUGACGGUAUUGUUUCCCGCCGAGAGCCCCUGGCGGUCGGUAUCGGGCUCGAUGGAAGGAGUGAAGGCGACCUUGUGAGGAUGAGCGAGUGUGUGGAGACAUAGUUGGCUGCCCGGCCCGGUCCGUUACCUCAGCACCCCCCCCCCCCCUUCCCCCGCUCCUUCUUUCUAUCUUUGCGCUCCUGUGUUCUCCUUCCCCCGGGAAACGACGAGCCAUGGAGCCGACGUUCCCCCCCAGCAUGCUCAUGUUCAGCCACCUUCCACCGGUUACUACCUUCGCCCGCCUGGGCUCCGAACUGCUGCCUCCUCCGCCGCCGCCACCGACUCUUCUCCAGGCACCGGGAGACAUGAUCCUGAAGAAAGAGCCGGGCUCCCCCCCUCCUCACCCGGCCGACUUCCUGCAGAGCCUGACGGGCAUCAAGCAGGAGAAGAUGGGGGAGCACGAGCAGUACCACCACCACCACCAUCAUCACCACCACCACCACCCGUACUACGAUGGCAGGCCGCCGGCCGAGAUCGUGGAGGUGACGGUGGGAAGCCCCGGGCUCAUCCAGGACCUGGGCCUCAACAGAGAGCUUUUAAUAAGAACUGAAAAAAAUGGCUGCGAUCCAAAACAUUCAAGUCCAUCCAUGAAGAAGACAAGGCGUCCAAGCGCAGAAGCUCAGGAAGCAAAAUCCAAGCGCAGGCGGAGUGAUUCCUCUAAAUCUUUAGGUGAAGGUGAAGCUGCUAAUAUGUCUCCAAAUCAGAAACCUCAUAUAUGUGAACACUGCAGUGCUGCUUUUAGAAGUUCCUAUCAUCUACGCAGGCAUGUGCUUAUACAUACAGGUGAAAGACCAUUUCAGUGCAGUCAAUGCAAUAUGAGUUUCAUACAGAAAUAUUUACUUCAGCGGCAUGAAAAAAUACAUAGCGGUGAAAAACCUUUUAACUGUGAUCAGUGCAACAUGAAAUUUAUUCAGAAAUACCACAUGGAGCGACACAAGAGGACACACAGCGGAGAAAAGCCAUACAAGUGUGACACUUGUCAGCAGUUCUUCUCAAGAACAGAUCGGUUGCUGAAGCACAAAAGGACAUGUGGGGAAAACAUGAUUAAAGGAUCAUUGGAGCCUGGGUCAUCAAAUCCUAGUAUGGAUAAUUUGUCUGGCAACUAUGAUUUAUCUCAGGGAAAUUCCCAUUAUUCUGGGCGCAAGAAAAGCAAGUCCAGAAAUGGUUCCUCUCACAAGGACAAUAAGCAAGGCAACAAAUUGAACGAGGCACAUUUGGCAGCAGGUCUCGACAUUCAGAGUUAUGCAGUGGAUGGUUCAAUCGUGUCUUCCAGUAGUGGUUCGUCCAACACUGGCAUUGAAGACUUGGAUUCCAAGGGGUCAAAAUUGGUGUUCAAGAAGGUCAACAGGAAACUAGGAGAUAAGAAUGAUCUCUCUUUGGAGUCUCAGUCUGCUAACAUGGGUAUUCAUAAACUUUCAGAUAAACCCAACAGUCCUCUUGACAUGGUGGGGAAUAGCAAUGUAGACACCAUGAACCUCCUUCAUAGUUCAGGUAACAAAGGUGCUACAAGUAGCAAUUACGAUGAUGCAAUGCAGUUCCUGAAAAAAAGGAGGUAUUUGCAGGCCUCCAGCAGCAACAAUGCCUACGCUGUGAAUGUUGGGCAUAUGGUGGCACAACAGUCGGUCAUUCAGUCUGCAGUUUCCAGUGUUAUCGAUGGGGACAACCCACUAACUCUUAUUGAUUCCCAGUCGUUGAAUGUUGAGAUCAAGAACUGUCAUGACAAAUCUGUCAUUCCCGAUGAGGUUCUCCAGAGUAUCUUGGAUCACUACACUCAUAAAUCGGUUGGCCAUCCAGAUGUCUCCUUCAACAUUGCAGAACACCACAUAGAGCUUCAGACGGCAGGCGACAACAGUGAUAUGGUGCAGGAGGAGAAUGUCUGUUCAGACUCGCAAUCUACAUCAAAUGACAAAACUAACAUGUUUCAGGAGUAUUCAAAGUACCUUCAGCAAGCGUUGGAAAGAACAAGCCAUACAACUUCAUUCCCACUGGGGCCGAGUUUACAGUUUGUAAGCCUAUCUUCAUCUCUUGCCAAUCAUUCUCUCUUUCCCGACAAACAGAUUUACACUACAUCUCCUCUCGACUGUGGGUUCAGCCAGUCGGUAACGUCAGUAUUACCGUCCACAUUGCCAAAGUCGCACUUUGGCAUGGUAGUGGGCCCCCAAACUGGUUUUUCUUUAUCGCUGGAGGCGCAGCAGUUGACUCCUUCACAAGAGUUGGCUGAUCAGAUAGACUCGCAGAAAUCCUUAGAAACAUCCUCCAGUUACCAGAUUUCAUCUCAGGAAUUGAACGGGCAGAAGGAUCAGCAAAAGGGCCUGGAGUCCUCUUCAGGUUUCCACCUUCAACCUCAGGAUUUGGCCAAUUCCCUAGAACAACACAAAGAUAUCAGACAACAUGCCACGUGCCAGAUCGAGAACUUUGCACAAGCAUUUGGUUCUCAAUUUAAGUCUGGAAGCAGGGUGCCAAUAUCAUUUAACACUAGCACUGAUGGGGGGGUGGAUCAGAGGUUGAGGACUUCAACUCCAGAAUUCUCAGGGUACACAAAUUUGCUAUCUGACGUAAAUGAAACAGGUAGUACGAGAGUCAAGACGUCAUCUAGUCAGAGCUUCAGGUGAGGCUGUGAGUUUGCCAGACAUUCGAGGUCUUUUAAACCAUGGUGUAUUUUUUAUUUUAACACUGCCAUUUAGAAUGUUUCUACACAAUCGUAAUAAGAGUUAUGUAAUCUAUGCCCUGUCAAUGCAAUUUUUUUUUUUAAUUAUGAAAGUAUUGUGAUAGUUCAGCUUGUACCCGAACUUUUAAAGAAAGAUUAGAUAGUGGGGGAGGGGGAGGGACGGGGAACAGGGUAGCCAAACAUGAUUUGGGGGCAACUGCUCUGCAGGCAGUUUUCUUUUAUUUUUAUUUUUUUUUGUUUUUUUAUUCGAUUUGCAAAUUUCCAGAGGGACAGUCAAAAAUGCCCAUUGUCAGACUGUGGAUAAAUCAAAAUAUAUGAGAUGAAUUUUUAUGACAAAUUAUUGGACUCAGGAAUGGGAUUUUUGAGCUGAAGGCACAUAAUGAGUUUAAUGAAGAUUCCUCUCACUUUAAACAGCGCAACUUUAUUCCUCCCGUUCAUCAUAAAGACGUCAUACCCUUCAGAGUAGGUCACACCUCUAGCCUGUAUUCCAGUCUAUAUUUAAUAUUCUCGGCAAUAGCUUUAAAUUUACUUAUCAGGUUUGUUGUUUUUGUUUUUUUGACAAAUUAUGUAUGUACAGUGUUUAUUUUAUUUUUUCCUUUUGAUAUACCUCAUUUUUACUGUUCAUGCAGCAUUCAGGAACAUGUAUUUUGCAAUAUCGUUAAAAAAUAAUAAAAAGAAACCAUUGUGUUCAAAUUA